Asparagus officinalis (garden asparagus) is the source of this 4565-nucleotide messenger RNA. RefSeq names its product eIF-2-alpha kinase GCN2. NCBI's taxonomy places the organism in Eukaryota, Viridiplantae, Streptophyta, Magnoliopsida, Asparagales, Asparagaceae. Bases 259 to 4074 code for a protein of 1271 amino acids. Gene Ontology annotation, molecular function: protein kinase activity; ATP binding; protein binding. The record is from RefSeq and is a predicted model, not a curated record. The transcript is spliced from 30 exons. Gene Ontology annotation, cellular component: mitochondrion. Gene Ontology annotation, biological process: protein phosphorylation; mitochondrial translation.
CCAGCGUUUUCAGCCGCCACUGUAGAAAUCAGAAUUUAGACCUCUUUGCUGUCAGAUACACUGCUGAAAUUAUCCAGUAAAAUCCAGAGAGACCCUCCGUCUAAAAAAAUACCCUCACCAAUCUCAUCUCGCUAACGACUUCACAUUCAAACUCAAGAUCCAUCGAUCCGCGAUCAAAACUUCGAGGGUUUCCUUUUCUUUUUUUUCCUAUUCGAGAGGGUUUAGGGUUUUAGUCGAUGCGUGGCGAGAUUGAGAUCGAUGGGGCAUAACUCGAAGAAGAAGAAGAAGAAGAGCAGAGGGAGGGCUGCUCCCAAGGACCACUCCUCUCUUUCUGCCGAGGAUCAAGAGCUUCUCUCUGAAGAGCUCACUGCACUUGCUGCGAUAUUUCAAGAUGACAUCAAGAUUGUUACAGAAUCAUCUUAUACUCGGUUUGACAUAAAUCUCAGGCCUUACUCAAAUGACAUGGUUGAUGAAGAUCUCAAUGUUUCAGCCCGUCUUUCAAUAAGAUGCCUACCUGGCUAUCCUCACAAGUGUCCCAAGAUACAGAUUGUCCCACAGAAAGGGUUGCCAAAGAUGGAUGCUGAUAGGCUCCUCUCUUUGCUUGUUGAUCAGGCAACUAUUAAUGCACGAGAAGGACGGGUGAUGAUCUUCAAUCUGGUGGAGGCUGCUCAAGAGUUUCUAUCAGGGAUUGUGCCUACUGAACAGUCACUUGAGAAUGUAAGUUCUUUCAAUAUCGUGCAGACUAAUCCUGGUUUGGCCUCUACAAGGAAGGAACACUUAAAUUAUAAGGAUCCUGCAGGGAGAUGCUUUUCUGAAGGACCAUAUGUUUAUGUAUCUGUCGAUCUUUACAAUGAUUUAAGUGGUGAUGGAGCAUCCUGGAGCAGUUGUGUUCCAAAAGCUACAAAUACGAACUCUGGUAUAGUAAUCAGAGAAGAAACUCGAUUCAGCCAAGUGGGAAGAAAGAAUAACUUGUCAGAUUCCUAUGAUGUGGGCAAUUCUGUAAAUAUUGUCAAAGAUGGUCAAUUGUUUCAGCAUACCAAAGCUGAAGUGUCGACUCCUGUAAUACAUGGUGCAAUGCCACGGGUAACUAAAAACUUAAAUGUUCUGAAAGAAGAAACUGAAAAUGAUGAUAACAGUGUAUCUCCCAGGAAACAUAACCUUCAAGCAGCACUGGAUAGUUUCAAGGGGGUUUAUGAGAGCACAUUGGAAGAGCAAGGGUUCGAUCUGGAGGAAGCAGCAGACGUUGGUAGUUGUGAGACAGAACAUGAAUAUCUGACUUCAUCUUCUUUUACAUUUGAUAGUGAAUCACAGAUCAGGAAAAAAGAUAUAUUUAUGAUACAUUUGCUUCGCCUGGCUUGCGCUUCCAAAGGAUCACUGUCUCUUUCUUUCCCAGAAAUAUUAUCUGAACUUUACAAAUUAGGGUUAUACUGUUUGACUGCGUACUUAUUUCGGAACAAAUCAGAUGCUUUCAGAGCAAGCUAUCGCGAAGCUUUUGCUCAUGCUUUUGAAGAGCGUAUGACUUCUUCUAGAAUUUCACAGUUCUGGAAAGCCAUUAGCAACUUCAAUGAGGACAGUGCUUCUUCUCCUCCAAACUCCCGUUAUUUAAAUGACUUUGAGGAAAUCCGUUCACUUGGUCGUGGAGGUUUUGGACAUGUGGUAUUGUGCAAAAAUAAGCUAGACGGACGACAGUAUGCAGUUAAAAAGAUUCGACUUAAGGAUAAAGAUGUCCAUGUCAAUGAAAAGAUUUUGAGGGAGGUAGCCACGCUCUCGCGUUUACAGCAUCAACAUGUCGUCCGAUAUUAUCAGGCAUGGUUUGAAACUGAAUGUGGUAACUAUCAUGGAGGCACUAUUUGUGAUUCAAGAACUGCAGAGAGUUGCAGUUGGAGCUUCAUGAGUAGCAGCAUACCAAAUGAUAUUGUGUCAGAUAACUCGCAUGAAUCCACAUAUUUAUACAUACAAAUGGAGUAUUGUCCAAGAACUUUACGCCACGAUUUUGAAUCAUUCAAUGCAUCUUUCGACAAGGACCAAACAUACACUUGGCUUUUGUUUCGGCAAAUUGUAGAAGGCCUAGCACAUAUACAUGGUCAUGGAAUCAUACAUCGGGAUUUGACUCCUAGUAAUAUAUUUUUUGAUGCUCGUAAUGAAAUUAAGAUUGGGGAUUUUGGCCUUGCCAAGUUCCUAAAGCUAGAGCAAUUGGAUCCUGAUCAGUAUUUCCCAACUGAAGCCACUGAAGUUUCAACAGACGGAACUGGUCAAGUGGGUACCUUUUUUUAUACAGCACCUGAAAUUGAGCAGAAGUGGCCACAGAUAAAUGAGAAGGUUGACAUGUACAGCCUAGGAGUUGUAUUCUUUGAGCUGUGGCACCCUUUUGCAACAGCAAUGGAAAGACAUAUCAUUCUUUCUGAUCUUAAACAGAAGGGUGCACUUCCUUCAUCCUGGGUUUCAAAAUUUCCAAAGCAGUCGGCAAUUCUUAAGCGUUUAAUGUCCCCGAGCCCAUCAGAUCGUCCCUCUGCUACUGAGCUUCUGCAGUUUGAUUUGCCUCCUAGAAUGGAAGAUGAGUGGCUCAAUGAUAUCUUGCGAACUAUUCAGUCUCCAGAUGACACAUAUGUGUAUGACCGGGUUGUUUCUACAAUAUUUGAUAUGAAUAGACUAAUUGCAAAAGAUCAUCAUGAACAAGAUGGCAGUACAAUGAUGACUGCAAAUGAGUCUUCCUUUAUACAAUAUUCAGAACUAGAUACUGAACUUCGAGACAAUGCAAUUGAGGUUGUCAAGGCAGUAUUUAGACAGCAUGGGGCAAAGCGGUUGGAGAUAUCGCCAAUGCGCGUGUUGGAUGGCUAUCGUCCCAUUGACAGGAGGUCUGUAAAGGUUUUGACUUCUGGAGGGGAUAUGCUAGAGCUUUGUCGCGAGCUAAGAUCACCUUUUGUUAAUUGGGUUGCUAGAAAUCAGAAAUCGUCUUUCAAACGUUAUGAAAUAUCUUGGGUAUACAGGAGAGCUGUUGGCCACUCCACUCCUAACCGUUUCCUUCAGGGAGAUUUUGAUAUUAUUGGAGGUGCCACAGCAUUAACUGAGGCAGAGGCUAUUAAGGUAGUAAUGGACAUCACAAACCGGUUUUCUCAUCUAGAUUCAAUUGAUAUCCGUCUCAAUCAUGGCCAAAUUUUGGAAGCAAUAUGGUCGUGGGUAGGAAUUGCGAGUGAGGCCCGACAAGUUGUAGCCGAGCUUCUGUCUUCAAUUGGGUCAUCUCAUCCACAGUCCACUAGACAUAAAUCAAACUGGGGAUUUAUCCGGAGGCAGCUCUUGCAGGAUCUUAAACUCCCUGAAGUAGUUGUUGACAAACUACAGACAGCAAGUUUAAGGUUUUGUGGAUCUGCAGAUCAGGUCCUCGCAAGACUAAGAGGAGCCCUUUAUCCAGAUAAAUUUUCUCAUAGAGCGCUCGAGGAGGUGUCAACUCUUUUAAGUCAUUUAAGAGUGUGGAAUAUUGACGAAAACAUUUCUCUGGAUGUACUCAUGCCUCCUACAGAAGAUUAUCACCGGGGUCUUUUUUUCCAAAUAUAUUUAAAAGGAAAUGCUCAAGAAUCAGCAUCUGAGGGCACUUUGCUUGCUGUUGGCGGUCGCUAUGACUUUUUACUUCAUCAAAUGUGGCAUGAAUAUAAAUUCAACCCUCCUGGUGCAGUCGGAGUCAGCCUGGCGCUGGAGAAAAUUCUUCUUCGUUGUCCUAUUGAUGUCGGGCCCUCCAGAAUUGAUCCCAGUAUCAAUGUGCUUGUUUGUUCAAGAGGUGGGGGAGGAUUACUACACGAGCGCAUGGAAUUGGUUUCUGAGUUGUGGCAAGCCAAUAUAAAGGCUGAGUUUGUUCCUCUCUCAGAUCCAAGCCUCACUGAACAGUAUGAAUAUGCAGCUGACCAUGAUAUCAAAUGCCUGAUUAUAAUAACUGAGGCUGGUGUAUCUCAAACAGGUCUAGUCAGGGUUCGUCAUCUUGAACUGAAGAAAGAGAAAGAUGUAGAGAGAGGGGAGAUAAUAGAUUUUUUGUCAGAGGCAGCAGGUUCUGUACAUACCCGGGAUCUAAAGAAGUGGAAUUGAGCCAUUAUCGUGUUACCAUGCUGGAAUAUAUUCUUCAGCCAUGAACGGUUUGAAUACGAUGGAAAAUUCAGAGUGCUUGCUUAUGAUGGGAUAUACCAUCCUUUCGAUGACAGCGGGACAUAUAUUGGGAGAAUUUUCAUCCUAUUUCAAGAAGGAUGGGAAGUAUCAACGUUGUCAUUCAAAGAGAGAGAGCAGGAGAAGAAAAUUCAAGAGCAGCAUGUACGUAGACCUUCAAACAGAUAUAAGGCAGAGAUUAACAUGUAAAUAUAAAAAUUUUGCGGUUGAUUGUCGAGUCUGUCAGCAAUAUAAACUUCUUGUUGUAUAGGUGUAUCGUGUAUGCCUGUUCCAUAUGUAUAAAUUUUUUUUGGAACUACUGUAUUCCUUGAAAUGUCAAUAAAUAGGUUAUUGACAGUUGGAGAGACGUAGUUCUCUCACUUUGUGAGAGUUUCUGUAUCAAUUAUCUCAAUAAAUAGGUUAUUGACAGUUGGAGA